AUGGAGACCUCCAAGGAGUUGAUUGCUGUGCAUAAGCCACUGAUACUUCGUGCAGGGAACUUUGGUCAUUGGAAAGCUCGUAUGCGACAUCAUAUCAGGGCCAUUGACGAGGACGCUUGGACCGCUGUGGAACAAGGAUGGGAGUACCCAACUGUUGUGUCUGAGGAUGAGAAUGGGAAGAAAAUCCUGAUUCAAAAACCCAAGAACACCUGGACUGAAACUGAAAAAAACCUUUCGAAGUUUAACUCUAAGGCUAUUUCUGCUAUCUUUGCUGCUGUUGAUCUGGACGAAUUUGGGAUCAUCCAAGGGUGUGAUUCAGCAAAGGAAGCAUGGGAUACUCUGGUGAAUCAUUUUGAAGGCGACACAAGUGUUAAGAGGACUCAUGAUCAUUUGGCUUCUGAAUUCGAGAACCUCAAAAUGAGUGCGGAUGAGUCAAUUGCGAGUUUCACCACCAAGCUGAGCACUAUUGCGAAUGAGGCUGCUGUCCUUGGGAAAACAUACAAGGACAAGAAGUUGGUCAAGAAGUUGCUUAGAUGUCUACCUCCGAAAUUUGCAGCUCACAAAACUGUUGUGAAAUACUCUAUGGAUACAGACAACCUGAAGUUUGACAAACUUGUUGGUCUACUUAAGGCAGAGGAAAUGGAGGCAACAGAUGAUCAGAAGAGUGGUCAGAAGGGUAUUGCCUUCGCAGUUACUGAUGACGAUAAAAGGAUGAUGCAGGUGGAAGAAAACCUUAGUCUUCUUGCUAAGAACUUCAACAAGAUGCUCAAAAGAGUUGAAAAGGGGCAAAAUCGAUUCACCAAGGUUCAAAGAUCAGACUCGGAUCGAGGAAAUUACAAGAGGACCGAAAGUGACCGUUCUGGAAAGAAACGAGACCUGCAGUGCCAUGAGUGUGAAGGUUUCGGCCACUUCAAGAGUGAGUGUCCUUUGACUAAGAGGAAAGAACUGAAGUGUGGAGAGUGCAAAGGUUUCGGACACACCAGUGCCGAAUGUCCUAACAAUCUGAAAAGCAAGGACAAGUCCAUGAUCGUGUUUGAAGACUCUGACACUGAUGAGGAGGAGGAACCAGAAACCGAGAACCUUAUGCUUAACUUUAUGGCAUUAACGGUUCAAGAUGAGAAGAAAUCUCAAUCGGCACUUACAGAUUCGGAGUCUGAAUCAGAAGAGGAUGACAUAGAUCCCAAGACAGAAUACCGCAAACUGUACGACAACUGGGUGAAGUUGAGCACAGAAAAUCUUCAGUUAGUAAAAGACAAGGCACUGUUGAAGGCACAGCUCAACAUCUUUGAAAUGGAACGAACGCCUCUAUCAGCUGAUGAAUCUGACAAGUCAACCGACUUGAAGGGUGAAGUGGACUUGGACCUGAAGGAUGAGUUAGCUAAAGAGCAAGAAAGAAGGAAGUUUCUUGAAGAUAAACUCGACAAUCUGAGGGAGGUUGUGUGUCUUGAAAAGGAGAAGGCAAGAGAGCUUCAAAGUCAGCUGGUUGAGAAUCAUAAAAAGAUCAGGAUGCUCAACACUGGAGCUGAGUCUCUGGACAAGAUUCUGUGUGCUGGACAUCCUCCGAAGAAGAAUUGGGGUUUGGGAUAUUCAGGAGGAGUUCUGAUAGAUCGUCCCACGACACAAGCUGGUACAAUUCCAGUUUUUGUUUAUGGAGGAACAUCUGUGAGUGAACUGUCAAAGGAGUGUGCUGGAAAGUCAUCUGUGAGUGAACCUUCAAAGGAGGGUGCUGAAAAGCCCCAGGUUAUAGAAAAAUCUGUCACUCAGGAAUCAAAAGAAGAGACCAUGUGUCUGAAACAAGAGACAAAGGUCAAGCCAAUCAGUGGUGGGAAAAAGAAACGAGUCUGUUUCUUUUGUCACAAACCGGGCCACAUUAAGAGGAGAUGUUUCAAACUGAAGAAAAUUAUAAAAAAGGCUUGGAGCCAGCGCCAGUGUUACCCAGAACCAAAGCACUUUGGAAAGGUGUGGAUUGACAGACGAAUUAUGUACGGAGAUCAGGCGACAAUUUGUGAGACUCAAAAGGACUUAACUGAGGAAACUGUCCUUUGUAACUUGUCCAGGAUCUCAACCACUGUUCCAAAAGUUGUGAGCAAUGUUGCCUACACCUCAACUGAUGGUGAAGUAGAGAGUGCAUGGUAUUUUGAUAGUGGGUGUUCGCGACACAUGACCGGAGACCUGGAAAGCUUUGAUCAAUUACAGAAAGUCAAAGGAGGACAAGUUACCUUUGGUGAUGGAGGACAUGCAAAGAUUCUUGGUGUUGGCAAUCUUUGUGGUGAGGAACAGCCACAGCUGGUCAAUGUGUAUUAUGUUCAUGGCUUGAAGGCAAACCUAAUCAGUGUCAGUCAACUUUGCGAUGAGGGCUUGAAGGUAGUAUUUACACGUAAAGAGUGCCAAGCUCUGGAUGAGAAUGGCAACGUGGUUCUUUAUGGUAUACGGUCUGGUAACAAUUGUUACAUGUGGAGUGCAUCGAACAAGUGUCUUUCAGCUCGUGAAUCCCAGUUGGACUUGUGGCACAAACGGUUAGGUCACAUGAAUGUCAAAGGAUUAAGUAAACUGGUGAAGGCAGAAGUCGUAAGAGGAAUUCCAAACCUUGAGAACUCCACAGAUACCGUGUGUGCAACAUGCCAAAAGGGAAAACAGAUAAAGGUCCAACACAAGCCUCUGAGUGAGAUUCGUUCAUCACGAAUUCUUGAGCUACUGCACAUGGACCUCAUGGGACCAAUCCAGACUGAGAGCAUUAAUGGUAAAAAGUACAUCUACGUACUUGUUGAUGACUAUUCAAGAUACACAUGGGUCAGGUUUCUGAGAGAAAAAUCUGAUGCAACUGAAAGCUUCAAGAUACUUGCGCUGCAGCUGAAAACAGACAAAGGUGGCAUUAUACAGAUUCGAAGUGAUCAUGGUGGUGAGUUUCAGAAUGAUGCAUUUGAAAAAUUCUGUCAAAGCCAAGGAAUCAAACACCAAUACUCAGCACCUCGCACUCCUCAACAGAAUGGUGUAGUGGAGAGGAAAAACAGGACUCUACAAGAAAUGGCCAGGGCUAUGUUACACGGAAAUAAUGUGGCUCCGCGUUUUUGGGCUGAAGCAAUAAACACAGCGUGUUACAUCAUUAACCGUGUGUACGUGAAGCCUGGAACUCAGUCGACUCCCUACGAAAUAUGGAAUGGCAAGACACCGAAUCUGAGCUACUUAUAUUUUGGCUGUGUUUGCUAUAUUCUCAAUGACAAGGACAAUCUUAGAAAAUUCGAUUCAAGAAGUGACACAGGAAUGUUCUUGGGCUACGCAGUGAACAGUAGAGCUUUCAGAGUGUAUAACUAUCGAACUAAGAUGGUAGGAGAAUGCAUAAAUGUUGUGUUUGAUGACCAGAACACGUGUGUUCUUGAAGAAUUCAUAUCUGAUGAAACCGGAACGUUUGACAAUGGUGUGUCACACACUGAAGCCCAGGUUGAUGAAGGAUCUGCCGAAGGUGAAGAACUCAGUGGUGCACAUGACCAUAUUGUGGAGCAGAACCAAGAGUCGGUCCACAAGAAUCACUCCUCUGAUGAUGUCAUCGGUGAUGUUUUUGGUGAGAGAAGAACCAGAAACAAAAAGAUUGACUUCAAAGCCAUGGUCAAGCUAGCCUGCUUCAUAUCAUUCUCUGAGCCUACCACAGUUCAACAAGCUCUAGAAGAUGAUUUCUGGGUUGCAGCAUGUCACGAAGAACUGGAACAAUUCGUGCGACUUGAUGUGUGGGACUUAGUGCCACCACCACCCAAUGUCAACAUUGUGGGGACUAAGUGGAUAUUCAAAAACAAGUCUGAUGAGGACGGCAAUGUCAUCAGAAACAAGGCACGACUGGUUGCACAAGGCUACUGUCAGAUUGAAGGGAUUGAUUUUGACGAAACUUUUGCUCCGGUUGCUCGUUUGGAAUCAAUUCGCCUCUUGUUUGGGGUUGCCUGUAAAUUGAAAAUCACUCUUUAUCAAAUGGAUGUGAAGAGUGCAUUCUUGAAUGGUCUGCUUCAGGAAGAGGUAUAUGUGGCUCAACCCAAGGGCUUUGAGGAUCCUGAAUUCCCGAACCAUGUCUACAAACUGAAGCGGGCACUCUAUGGUUUGAAACAAGCUCCUAGAGCUUGGUAUGAACGACUGGCUCAGUUUUUGAUGAAAGCCGGAUUUCAGAGGGGAAGUGUGGACAAGACGCUGUUUAUCCAAACCAUGCGCCGAGACAUCCUGAUUGUUCAAGUGUAUGUUGAUGACAUAAUCUUCGGUGCCACACAACAGAGCUUGGUUGAUCAGUUUGUGGUGACAAUGACCAGGGAAUUUCAGAUGAGCAUGGUUGGGGAGUUGAGCUACUUCCUUGGGUUACAAGUCAAACAAACUUCUGAAGGCAUCUUUGUUUCCCAAAGCACCUACUCGAAGAAUCUUGUGAGACGGUUCGAGAUGCAGACAAGUAAAAGUGCUACCACCCCCAUGAGCACUACGAACAAACUGUCCAAGGAUGAAGGAGGACAGCAUGUUGAUGAGAAACUGUACCGUGCCAUGAUAGGGAGUUUGUUGUACCUUACUGCAAGCCGACCUGACAUCUGCCUGAGUGUUGGCCUCUGUGCACGCUAUCAGGCAUCACCGCGUGUGUCACACUUGAAUGCUGUCAAGCGUGUGAUCAAAUACGUUAAAGAAACCUUGGAUUAUGGGAUGCAUUACACAAAGGAAACUAAUGUAAAUCUUGCUGGUUUUUGUUAUGCAGAUUGGACUGGGUGUCUAGAUGACAGGAGGAGCACGUCCGGCGGCUGUUUCUUCUUGGGGAACAAUAUGGUAUCUUGGCACAGCAAGAAGCAGAAUUGCGUGUCAUUGUCCACUGCAGAAGCUGAAUAUGUGGCAUUGAGGAGCUGCUGCACUCAACUGCUCUGGAUGAAGCAAAUGCUUGCUGACUAUGGUAUCACUUCUGACUCUUUCCUUGUUAAGUGUGACAAUAAAAGUGCAAUUGAUCUCACUAAAAAUCCUGUUCAACAUUCUCGCACAAAACAUAUUGAUACCAGGCAUCACUUUGUUCGAAGUUUAGUAGAGGAUAAACUUGCAGUUAUUGAACAUGUUGCAUCUGAGUCACAAUUACCUGAUAUCUUUACAAAACCCUUAGACCUGAACAGUUUUCUUCGACUGCGAAAGGCCUUAGGGGUGUUCUCUGCUGGUGGGGAGAUGUGUCCCGGUAUGAUUGUCACUCAGAUUGGACUGAGGUGUCACCACACUUUAAGUCUGACUCUGAUCACUGGCAUGAUCGGGGAAGCCGAUGUGAGAGUGCAUGCCACGGACCAUUCGACUGUGAUGGCUGAAGUGCACACCUGGCAAUGCUCUCCUGUUAGCCUCGAUCAAACACGUCUUCUCUUGACUGCAGUGACUGAAAAAGAGAGAGAUGCUGGACAGCUGAUGGAAUGUGUGAAGGCUCCUUGGCUAAGGGUGGAGGGUGACGUUUCGUGUGUCAUGAACCCUAAUCGUGUGGUACUGUCUCGAGCCGCUUCUGUCUCUCCAUCUUGGGUCACAAUGCCGCGCAACACUCGCUCCGCCACUGCCAAGUUGCUUGCCUCCGCAAUCGAUGCUUCGCGUCGCCGUUCCCCAGCGGACGAAGAAACUCUCGCUGAAGCCCGUCUGCGUCUUCGAGCUAAACGGAAGGCUCUAUCUCGCUCCGGGAAAGCACCAAUUGAAAUUCCAAGUGCUGAAGAGGACGAGAGUGAGGAUUCCUCUGCUGCCGAUGAGUUCGACCAUCUGUUUGCCGGAUCGCGGGCAUCUCCGGAGGAUUUCUCAAAUCCCUUUGCCCCCUCUGCUGGUGAUGAGAUGGACGAAGACUCUGCUGAGGACCUUGAGGCCUUUGUGGAUCCCCGUGAGGCAGAUCACCCGCUUUACCUGGCUCUUGAGGCUCGCUACUCUGAAAAUCGUCGUGAGCAAGUGGUGCGGGAUCGCAUGCAUCCGGAACUUACGCGUCCACGCUUGCGACCCAUCGACAACUUUUCCUCUCUAGCUGCUAAGGACAGGUUUGUCUCCUUUCGUCUUCGUUCGUUCCACAAUCAGAAGUAUCUCCCUCUCGAUGAUUCAAAACUCGUGGGAGCACGCAAGAUCAUUGAUGAUGCAGGUUUGAUCUAUACGGUACUCGAUGUGGAACCCUACAAACCAACUGUUGUCCAUGAGUUUUAUGCCAAUCUGGGGGAUUUGGAAUAUCACCUUGGCACGAACCGCCUUUAUGUCCGUGGCUUGAUGUUUGAAUUUACACCGGAAAUCAUUAACAAGAUGUUCUUGGUUGAUGACUCAUUGCCUCAUGGUGAGUGGGAACGAAUCAACAUUGAUGAAGCUGUCCAGUGUGUGUCCAGCGGUCGUAAGCAUCGGUGGGAAGGCUUUCGCUCCCGGCACCUUACUCCUCUCCAUGGGGUUAUCUACAAGCUGUGCUGCUGCAACUGGAUGCCGACAACCAACAAUACCACCAUGGUUAAGGAUCGCAUUCGUCUUCUCGCUCACAUUGUGCAAGGACAUAAGAUCAAUUUUGGUCGGUUGGUGUACGACCAAAUUCUGACCGCCGCUCGGACUCCUGAGAUGCACACGGUUACGGGCCAUCGAGGCGAUCAACCUCUUGCUGGUUUUCCUCUCAAGAUCACUUUGGAUCCGAAAGCUGGGAAGGGCUCUGGCGAUGAUGAACCUCAGACGGCUCCGUCUCUUGCUGCUGAUUUGGACCAGCUGGCUACGUGGCUCAAACGAGUUCAGCUCCGGGUUCGAGGGGGAGAAUAUGCUGAGUUAAGGGCGACUGCAAACGGUGAUGGAGAUGAGGAUCGUUCGGUUGAAGGGGAGCAGAGUGGUGGCGCAUCAGCUGAGGGGGAGAAUAGCGACGACACGAGAAAGCUUGGAGUAUCACAUUCAGAUAAAAAGGGGGAGAUUGUAAGAGUCGUGACUCCACAAGGCAAGAUGGGUUACACAUGGAAGAGCGGGAAUAACACAAGUUUGCAAGUGACACGUAGGAUGCAGGAUGAAUGUUGA
Messenger RNA from Eutrema salsugineum, 6984 nucleotides. RefSeq lists its product as uncharacterized. Gene Ontology annotation, biological process: DNA integration. NCBI's taxonomy places the organism in Eukaryota, Viridiplantae, Streptophyta, Magnoliopsida, Brassicales, Brassicaceae. Gene Ontology annotation, molecular function: zinc ion binding; nucleic acid binding. The record is from RefSeq and is a predicted model, not a curated record.